Molecule: messenger RNA, 3991 nt
Organism: Eupeodes corollae
Lineage: Eukaryota; Metazoa; Arthropoda; Insecta; Diptera; Syrphidae
Gene: mAChR-B
Product: muscarinic acetylcholine receptor gar-2
Exons: 5
Coding region: 1110-3761 (883 amino acids)
Biological process (GO): adenylate cyclase-activating adrenergic receptor signaling pathway
Cellular component (GO): membrane
Molecular function (GO): G protein-coupled receptor activity
Source: RefSeq, a predicted model, not a curated record
GUUGAAGACAGUUGACUGUCGUGCGUUGAGGCAAUCGCUGCUCUUAGCAAUCGGUGCUUUCGUAUUUGGUGGUGACGCACAAUAUCCUGUGGCUAAUAGUGAGUGAAUGACUUCAGGAUUAACUUUGCUUCUUCUCUUGGCCUUCUAUCUAUAAUUUAUUCAACAUUUUAUUAUAGUGAGUGAAUCAGUGUAAUAAUUGCAACAACAACAAAAAUAAUCAUUGGCCAUUGUCUGCAUGUUAGUGUUGAAAGUGGAAAUGCAAUUUUAUUGAUGUCCUUCAUGUCGUGAAUCGUGAGUCGUGAAUCACAAAAAAUAAAAAAAUAAAAUAAUAAAAAAGUGGAAUUCUUGAGUGUAAGAGUCGUGCAGUUGCAGUAUUAUGAACGUCGCGUCCUGCAAUAAAGGAAUUUAAUAUUUAUAAAUGCACCAGACUGCCUGGCGGCCUCGGUCUUCAUUAUCAUAGGUUCUAGAGUCCUGGUGGUCUGUCUCUGUUGAGUGCGGUUCUCGUUCGGGCUUUUUUUCUUACCUGCUACGAAUAUUUAGCUCUAGUGUUUUGAAAAGUCGCUCCGGCGGCGUGGCGGAAACGCCAGUGACGUUUUCACCUGUUAAUGCAGACACAUUUAGCAUUUGCAUAUAAAUAUCCUUGUACUCUUACGUACCUACGUGUCGCUCGUCGUAGUCCUCGUAUGUGGCCGUAGUUAACCUGACAAAGAGUACCUCGUUUGCGAUGCAGAAGCACUGUUGAGAUUGUGACCAAUUUCUUGAAAAAGUUCCAACCAACAUAUUUUCUUUUUGAUAUCAAAAAGGACGUAUCCGAUUACAUAAUCCAACUUUAACCACUUAUCAAAUGGAUGAAAACAUAUCUUUCGGGGCUGUUGGAACGAAUUACGAAGGAUUCAAUUUUGAUAAUAAUAAUUCGAAAACGAUUUAGGUUAAAGAAGAAAACACAAUUCGAAUUGAGGAAUGAUGUAGCUGUUGGCUUAAGGUUGUUUUUCCUUUUAGCAAGAGAGGGAAAGAGAGAAAGUUAGUAUAGAGUGAGACACAGAUUGCAGAGUUUAUUAAUUCGAGAACGAAGAAGACGAUAUUAAUAUUUGGCAACUUGCUGCUAAGUCAUGGAUCAUCGAUAUGCUGAUAUAAGCGGCAUUGAAAGCUCCGAGGGAUAUAUUAACUCGACAUUGGAUGCCAACAAUAGAACAAAUCCGAUAUUUUCAAUAAAACCAGAUUUUAUAACGCAAUGGAGACUACAAAAAGAACGCGAAAACAUUUGCAAAUCCCUUUACCAGCGCAUAGUUAAGCACUCCGAAUGUCAAAACUAUCUGGCACUCUAUCGUUCGCUGUUCGAAAAUGCCAAUGACAUUCCAGGCUGGAGCACCUCCGACGACGACAAUACCCUCUAUGACAAUAAAUCAACAAAUGUUACUACGGUGACAGGAAAAAAUAAUUCAUCGGAUGACGAUGGACCUGCAUUAGUACUGCCACCUUUUGAUUUGUGGCAAACGAUAGUGAUUGCCGUGUGCCUGGCGAUUUGCAUUAUCCUCACGGUGGGCGGAAAUAUUUUGGUGCUCCUGGCAUUUAUAGUUGACCGCAGUAUACGACAGCCGAGCAACUAUUUUAUCGCCUCUUUGGCAGCAACGGAUAUGCUUAUUGGUACGGUGUCUAUGCCGUUUUACACAGUUUACGUUCUGAUGGGAUACUGGGACCUGGGGCCGCUUCUUUGUGACCUGUGGCUGUCCGUUGACUAUACUGUUUGUUUGGUAUCACAAUACACAGUUCUUUUGAUUACAAUUGAUCGGUUUUGCUCGGUGAAGAUUGCAGCGAAGUACCGCAGCUGGCGAACUAAGAACCGUGUCAUUUUCAUGGUCACAAUAACGUGGAUUAUUCCAGCGUUGUUGUUCUUCAUUUCGAUUUUUGGCUGGGAACACUUCACGGGCAAACGCGACCUUCUGCCUGGUCAGUGUGCUGUGCAAUUUCUCAAAGAUCCCGUCUUCAAUACUGCCCUCAUUAUUGGCUACUACUGGACAACUCUGGUCGUGCUUUUUAUCUUGUAUGGUGGUAUUUAUAAAACUGCCUACGAAAUGCAGAAGCGCAGUGAGGCGAAGCAACGAAAGAUGCAGUCGAUGGUGGCUUUGAGUGCAGGCGCUAUGACUGGCAUGGCUGGCCGCGCCGCAGGCAUUGGUAUCACUGAUGGAUGCGCCGGGCAAAAGGCAGGCAAAUCAGUUGCCGCCGAUAGUUCAAUUAUACCCGCAUCCAAUCAGACGUCAUCGACUUCCUCUGACCAGAAGGAAGUUCCACCAGCUGCUCGGAAGGAAUCGGCUUCAGGGGAGAGGCAACAUUCAACCGACGUAGGAGUGAAAACUGAAGAUAAGACAAGACGUGACGUUACCGAGGCUGAAAAAAGUGAACGCUCUAGUAGUCCUGCUUUCGAUUCGGAUGACGAAAGUUCCGUUAACCAGAUUCAAGCCACCAAUCAACAGCAGCAGCAACAACAAUUAGCCAUGCUGCGGAAGCGCUCGUCAAUCGGUCUUGUUUUUGGAGCGCAAGCGGCUCUCAUUGCCACCCGCAGUAAAGGUAAUGUUAUUUCCAAUCCCCUGCCUGAGGAAAUCCGCUUGAAAUCGGAUGCAGAAAUUCUGUCCUACAUCCCAGAGAAUCUACAAAGUGAUGACAAUAAAGGCUCUCCACUUUCCCCAGUCGACAUUGAUCCGAUUGAAGUGCCCAAAGAACACGUAAUUCCAUGCCUCGUCCAAGCUAUCCUUCCUCCACCCGAAGGCUUCCAAUGCAACUCACCUCUAUCCGAAGGAUCUGAUAAACAACUGGGAAGUGCUACAAGCGACCUAACAGCCACUUACUACGAUGCCAUGAAGAGCAUGGACGGUGCUGACCUGCGCUACAUGGAUGAAAGCUCCAUAAUUCUCCCCUCGCCGAACCAAGAAAGUCUCUCGACAUCCUACAGCUUCCCCCCACUUAAGUUAGCACCCGUUAAUGCAGCUGCCCAAGCCAAUCAAAAUGUCACCAAUCCAACGCUCCUGCAAAAGGCUCUCAUCCGAGCAGCUGCCCAAAGCCAACAUGCACCCCAUCACCAGAACCAGAACCCCAAACCCAACUCCCAAAUAGAAUCUGAAACUAAUAAAAAUAACGAUUUAUCUCAUCCAGGAACAAGCAAGGACAUGAGUGUUAAGAUCUUGGAAAAUGUCCAAGAGGUGACGACGACCGUUACAACAACACUGGACUCUAAAGCGACUGCAACGAAGCCCCAGCCAGUUGUAACCUCCACCAACAAAAUAGACUGCAACACCGACAAGGAACCCUCGAAGGCUGCACCCAGCACGAGUUCCGGUUCCACCUCCAUCGGAGGCAAGCCCACGCAAACUGACGAAGCGUCACCCGCCACCGGCAUUCAAUCCAACCGAACUUCGAGCAAGCGGGACUUCAUCCGCUCCAUCGGCCAACACCUAAAGGGCAGAAAGAAAAUCCCACUCAGCAUACGGAGACAAAAAUCCAAAUCCGAGAAUCGAGCACGCAAGGCCUUCCGCACAAUCUCAUUCAUACUCGGGGCAUUUGUAGCUUGCUGGACACCAUAUCACGUGCUGGCCCUGGUUGAGGGCUUUUGCUCCAACCCACCUUGCACCAACGAGCACCUCUACAUGUUCUCUUACUUUUUAUGCUACGCAAACAGCCCCAUGAAUCCCUUUUGCUAUGCCCUUGCAAAUCAACAGUUCAAGAAAACCUUCACUCGCAUCCUCAAGGGCGACCUUCACAUGACGUAAACGACAAACAAAUAUACAAACAUUUUUAACAUAUCUACAUAAACAUUUAAAACAAACAAAUUACAAAAAAUCGUUACAUCUAUAAUUUUUUGGAAUAUAAUAAUCAAGUCAAUUGUCAAUUUGAAAAAUUAAAAAAAAACUAACAAAAUUAUUAAGUAAAAUUAUAUAUACAUGCAAUUAUUAUUAAAAACAAAAAAAAACAACAACAAAAUAUCAAAAAUAUAUUUUUA